This is a messenger RNA of Cooperia oncophora, 216 nucleotides long. The record is from the annotation of a GenBank genome assembly. Lineage: Eukaryota; Metazoa; Nematoda; Chromadorea; Rhabditida; Trichostrongylidae.
AUGGUUCUGUUCCUUUGCUUUUUGCUUUUUGCUGCACUUGUGAGCUGGUACUUCAGUGAUGAAGAUGAAUGCUAUGACUACGAGGAGGAAGGCGCCGAAAAGAGGACUAUGAUCGGGAUACUUUUCCCAUCCGAUGAAGACGAUAAAGUUGAUGAUCCACUAUUUGGCCACUGUAACAGGGAGGAAUGUUCCAAGAAAAGCCUACGUCAGCCCUAG